Molecule: messenger RNA, 987 nt
Organism: Microthlaspi erraticum
Lineage: Eukaryota; Viridiplantae; Streptophyta; Magnoliopsida; Brassicales; Brassicaceae
Source: the annotation of a GenBank genome assembly
AUGGAGAAAGACGCGUCUACGGUAACGGAUCUGGCAUGUGUGACGGCGAUAAACUCGUCGCCGCCUCCGAUAUCACCGCAAUCUGACAAGAGCGCCAACAAACACCAGGAGGAGUUCGCCGCAAGCUUCGCGUCGCUUUACAACUCGAUCUUCUCGCCGGAAUCUCAGUUUCCGAGCUCGUUAUCCCUCUCUCCUUCUCCUCCGUCCUCCUCCUCUCCCGCGAAUCGCGUCGACACCACCACAGAGCACCGCCUCCACCAAGCGCGGCUCAUCCUCGAGUACGACGAGCUCAACGAGCAUUACGAGCUCUGCCUCCGUCGACUCCAAUCCCUGAUGACGGAGCUCGACUCGCUUCGCCACGAAAACGACGCUCUUCGCAACGAAAACGUCGAUCUCCUCAAGCUUAUCCACAUCUCCACUUCGUCCUCCUCUUCCUCCGUCUCUCCACCGGCUGUUCAUAACCGCCAAUACCGCCAACAGAUCUCGGAUUUCGGCGGCGCUGAUAAGCAUUUCCGUUCGACGAGGAGGAACAAUCCGGAGAGGAAUUCGUUGCCUAAGAGCAUCUCCGUUCGCUCGCCGGGAUAUCUCCAGAUGAAGAACCAGGGAAGCCAUGGAUGCGGCGGUUCGGAUCGUCAAGCGAGUCAGCUCAGCUUCCCGAGUCAACUCGGCUCCGAAUCGGUGUCGCAGAAGGUGUGUGUGCCAACAAAAGGAGAGAAAGAUGCGUUGGAGCUUGAGGUUUACCGUCAAGGGAUGACGAAGACGGAGCUCUGCAACAAAUGGCAAGAGACCGGAGACUGUCCUUACGGCGAUAACUGCCAAUUCGCUCACGGAAUCGACGAGCUCCGUCCGGUGAUUAGACACCCACGCUACAAAACCGAGGUCUGCAGAAUGAUCGUCAACGGAGCCACGUGUCCUUACGGCCACCGCUGCCAUUUCCGUCACUCACUCACCGAGCAAGAGAGGAGGAUGAUGCUUCUCACUCGCUGA